AUGCGCAAGCUGUCCCUCUCUCGCGCGCGCGUGCUGCAUCUGGCGGUGUGGUUGGUCUCGACGGGAGACGGGCGGCCACACUUUCCGCCAACCGCGCGGCACGGCGCGAGUCGAGCCGGUGGCUACGGCGAGCACGCCGUGCGUCUCUAUGCGUACGGCUCAGCGCACCUCCGCUCGCCGACCAAUCUGUUUGACAUCUCUGUCGUCCUCGUUUCGCUCGCGUUUCAGCUCCACUACGUCGCCAGUGGAGCCGGGGAGGAACUUUCAUUCCUCGGUGUGCUGCGGCUUGUGCGGCUUGUGCGAAUCGUCGCAGUGAUGCGGAAGAUCCAGGAGCAACGGGAUGCCGCCAAGGCUGCACGUCAGCUCAAGCUCGGCAGUCCAGUGGAGAGGGUGCUCGAGCUGCUGAACGAGAUGAAGGACAAAGUGGCGAGCCGGCCGGGCAGCGAGGCACUGGUCAGGGACAUCGAAGGCGUGCUCGAGCUGAUUGUGUCGGAGAAGCUGUACAAGAUCGAUCUGAGCGAGGUGCACGGCGGUAAGGUCGGCCGCGAGAUGAAUGCCUUUCUCGACACCAUGGGCAUGCAGGGCAGCAGCGAGCCGUCACAAGGCCACGGCCGCAGCUCUGUGUGUCAGGCUCAAGGCCGCCGGUCGGUAAUGCAGUUGACAGCCGAGCGGCGGGCGUCGAGGGGCGAGCUGGGAGGCGAACGCAAGUCGAGUGGCUCACCGCGGGCGGAGAGCUACGCAGAGCUCUCCCGAGUCGAGAGCAUACUUCGCGAGCCAGCGGUGUGCGAGGCGCUCGCUCAGAUCCACGACUGGGGCGUCGACGUAUUCGCGUUUCACGAGGCCGCGUGCGGAUCCGGUCUUGUCGUGGCGGCGGUUCACUUGCUCGAAUACCAUGGGCUCGUGAACGAGCUCGACCUGGACCUGCCGCGGAUGGCCGCCUACUUUCGGCGGAUCCAAGACGGAUACAAGGAUAACCCGUAUCACUCCUGUGUCCACGCGCUUGAUGUGAUGCUCAACACCUCGUACUUCAUCAGGCAGGAGGCCAUCGCUCAGCUGCUGACACCGCUCGACCAACUUGCUGCUCUCCUUGCCGCCGCCAUCCACGACCACGAGCAUCCGGGUGUCAACAACAACUUCCUCGUCGCGACUCGCCACGAGUGGGCCAUCCGCUACAACGACCAGUCGGUGCUCGAGGCGCACCAUGUUGCGUCGUCGUGGGCGCUGCUGAUGCGCGACGAGUACAACUUCGUCGCCGCGCUGCCGCGGGAGCAGCUUCUUAGCCUCCGCGAACUUGUGCUGCAGCUCGUUCUCGCCACAGACAUGAGGCACCAUUUCGAGCACACUGCGCGGCUCUGCGCGAAGUGCAGCGCGGACGCGCUCUCGCCCACUUCGAGGGAGGAUGGCAUGGUGCCGCGCGAGGACGUCCGGUUCCUUCUCUGCGUGGUAGUCCACGCCGCGGACAUCUCCAACGGACUCAAGCCUCAGGCGCUCUCGCUCCGCUGGGCGCUCGCUGUGAUGGAGGAGUUCUUCCGGCAAGGCGACCUCGAGGCGACGCUUGGCCUGCCGAUCUCGCCCUUUUACGACCGCGCGACGACCUCGAUCGCGGCCGCUCAAAUCGGGUUUCUAAACGUCGUCGUCCGGCCGUACUUUGAGCCCCUUUGCGCCUUCCUCGGCCCCGCCGUGACGGCGGAGGUCUUCCACCACCUCGUCGAGAACGUGCGCGUCUGGGAGGAGCAGGGCAACGCGCUGAUCUCCACCUCCACACGCAAAGUUGGAGGAGGAGGGCCGAUAGCUCGAUAA
Emiliania huxleyi CCMP1516 is the source of this 1800-nucleotide messenger RNA. RefSeq lists its product as hypothetical. Gene Ontology annotation, cellular component: membrane. The coding region runs from base 1 to 1800 and encodes 599 amino acids. Gene Ontology annotation, biological process: signal transduction; transmembrane transport; monoatomic ion transport. NCBI's taxonomy places the organism in Eukaryota, Haptophyta, Isochrysidales, Noelaerhabdaceae. The transcript is spliced from 2 exons. The record is from RefSeq and is a predicted model, not a curated record. Gene Ontology annotation, molecular function: 3',5'-cyclic-nucleotide phosphodiesterase activity; monoatomic ion channel activity.